This is a messenger RNA of Penicillium olsonii, 1794 nucleotides long. The record is from the annotation of a GenBank genome assembly. NCBI's taxonomy places the organism in Eukaryota, Fungi, Ascomycota, Eurotiomycetes, Eurotiales, Aspergillaceae.
AUGUCAGGCCCCAUGAAGAUGGUUCCAUUCCUGAGCCAACCCGUCAUGUUACACUCAAAUCGGGAUCCGGGGAAUUGUACCAUGACACCGGAGCAAUGCGCUUACAAGUUCUCGUACUGGGUAUUUUGGUAUGAAGCAGAUCACCGCUAUGCCCUGCCAACAGUGGCUUUCUUUCUUGUUGCAAUCAUCCUAUUCACACUCGGGAGAGUGAUCUCCAAUGUGACGCCUCAGGGGCUGAAGCGGAAAUCACUCUGGUCACGGCUGGUGGCUGGCCUUCGAUUCCUCUCGUACAAGAGCUGGAGCAUUCGGGGAUGGAAGACACACUCUCUGGGGGCUUACUUGCUCGCAGGAGCAGGUGCGGUCUUUUUCCUGGCAAUGACCCUCGGGCCACGUCCUUACUACUGGCCCAACACGAAAGAGCUUAGUUUUGGAAAUUCUCCUCCUAUUGCUACCCGUGCUGGGUUCCUGGCUCUGGCAUGUUUGCCUUUCUUGAUUGUGCUAGGUGCCAAGGCAAACCCGAUCACCGCGUUGACAGGAAUCUCCCACGAAAAAUUGAACAUCUGGCAUAACUGGGUCGCCUGGGCGAUGUUUAUUCUGGCUUUGGUCCAUACUUUCCCUUUCAUUGUCUUCCAUAUCUGGAAAGGCGACUUGGUGGCAUCGUGGAGCGACGGUGGUGUCUGGGUCACUGGUGUUGUUGCCCUAAUUGCCCAGGCUUGGUUGACUUUCAUGUCCAUUCCGUGGAUCAGGAAUCGGUACUACGAAUUCUUCAAAGCAACCCAUCUUUUCAUGGCCCUCGUCUUCGUCAUCUUUUUCUUCCUCCACUGCGAUUUCCGAAUGUCCUCGUGGGACUACUUCAUCGCGACCGCAGUCAUGUAUACCCUGUGCUUCCUCUACUCACAGUGCAAGACUUAUAUCGAGCAUGGAUUCAGGCACAAGGCCAGCUUAGUCCCCGAGACUGCCGACACUCUGAAAGUGACUAUCGAUACCAAAAUGACCUGGUCUCCAGGUCAGCACAUAUUCAUUCGGUUCUUAACCUGUGGCAUGCACGCACUCACAGCUCACCCAUUCACCAUAUGCUCGGUACCUUCGAAAGACCAUAAUAACCAGCUCGUGUUCUAUGUCAAGCACCGCGGCGGCUUGACUGGACGACUCAUGAAAAUGGCCGAGAAGAGCCCCGGAGUCAAAAUUCCUGUCAUGUUGGAAGGACCUUAUGGCGGCAUUCCGGAUAAGAACAUCGAUCAAUUCGACAAGAGCCUUAUCGUUGGAGGCGGCGCUGGCGCUGGCUUCACACUUUCUCUGCUUGAGAACUUCAUCUACCUCACCAGCUUCGAGGGGUACAAAUCUGAAAUGAAAGUUGUGGUCGCAACACGCGACCCAGGAAUGCGAGCGUGGUUCAUGCAAGCGGUGGAAGACAUUGCAGCCAGGCAUUCCCGAUCGGGCAUCAUUGAUGGAUUAUCCAUCGACAUCCAUGAAACGCAUCAUGAGCAAGGCUCGGAGACGGCUCUCGACACAGUUGUACAACAUCCCAAAUCGGAGAAGGACACCCUCGAUGGCGGAGAGCGCAGUAAUAUUGAAAUGCUGGGGAUUCGUUUCUUCACUGGUCGCCCAAAUCUACCGGCGCUCACUCGGGAGUUUGCCAGCCAGAGAGACUCCUCUGUUGCUGUCGUGGUUUGUGGUCCUGCUUCUAUGAACCAUGACGUUAGUGAGGCUGCUGCUGCGGCGCAAUGCAGGAUCCUCGCCGAGGGAGAUUGUGCUCGAGAGGUCUGGCUUCACACUGAAAGCUUUUCAUACUAA